This is a messenger RNA of Puccinia graminis f. sp. tritici CRL 75-36-700-3, 4406 nucleotides long. RefSeq names its product ULK/ULK protein kinase. Gene Ontology annotation, biological process: autophagy; protein autophosphorylation; autophagosome organization. Gene Ontology annotation, molecular function: protein serine/threonine kinase activity; ATP binding. The record is from RefSeq and is a predicted model, not a curated record. Gene Ontology annotation, cellular component: autophagosome; cytoplasm. Bases 104 to 3730 code for a protein of 1208 amino acids. Lineage: Eukaryota; Fungi; Basidiomycota; Pucciniomycetes; Pucciniales; Pucciniaceae. The transcript has 6 exons.
CUUUUCAUUCUUCUUCUCCUUCACUAACUUUCCCCUCCUCCUCCUGUCCCCUCUUGACCAUCCAUCCCCUUUCUUUCUUCAUCCCGACCAACACUGCCUCCCAAUGUCACCACCACCUCCCAAUCAAACAACAGCAACAGGAACAUCAACAACAGCAACAGGUUCAUCCUCAUCCCGACAACACGAAAUCCCAGGAAUACUUCCAGGAGGAUUUACGAUCGGAGAGGAGAUAGGACGAGGCUCGUUUGCAGUAGUCUAUCGAGGACUGAACCCAAGAACCAAUCAGACUGUCGCCAUCAAGGCAGUCAUCAAAUCAAAACUGACCAACAAACUAUUCCAGAACUUACAGGAUGAGAUCAAGAUACUCAAGAAGAUCAGACAUGGAAACGUCGUCGGCCUCGUCGACUGUCUCAGCAAUAACGAUUACAUCUUCCUUAUCAUGCAGUACUGCUCCCAAGGAGAUCUAUCUGUUUACAUCAAAACGCAAGCAAAACUAAUCAAACAGCAACAACAACCACAACCACAUCAACCAUUCCCUCAUCCUCAAGAUGGUGGACUCAAUGAAUGGAUCAUCAGAAGCUUCCUCGGUCAACUGGCCGAUGCACUACGCUUCUUACGCUCUCACUCCAUCAUUCAUCGGGAUAUCAAACCUCAGAACCUUCUCCUACAUCCCUCAUCACAAUCAUCCCAGCCGUCAACCUCAGAUCCUAAACAACCAGACUCCUUUAUUUCAACAACCUCCCCUCGUUAUAUACCUGAAGGCAUACCUAUCCUCCGAGUGGCCGACUUUGGAUUUGCUAGAGUCUUAGCACCUAAUGCCGGUCUCGCCGAAACUCUCUGUGGAUCCCCGCUAUAUAUGGCUCCUGAAAUCCUUCGGUAUGAGAAAUAUGACGCCAAGGCAGACCUCUGGUCCGUCGGUGCAGUCCUCUUCGAGAUGGCCGUUGGAAAACCACCCUUCAGAGCUCAGAAUCACGUAGAACUAUUACGGAAGAUCGAGAAGAGUGAAGACAAGAUUGCGUUCCCAGAGGAGAAGGUGGUAGCACAAGAUCUCAAACGAUUGAUCCUCAGUCUCUUGAAACGGAAUCCAGCCGAACGUGUUAGCUUUGAAGAGUUCUUCUUGAUGGCCGACGAAGUCUCUCGAGUCGGACCUCUCAUCCCUCCCACUCAACCUCCUCUUCAACAGCAACAGCAACAACCAUCCAGUCUUCCUCGCACAACAUCUAUCCCACUACGGCCUCAAUUGACUACCCUUCACAGCACAUCCGUCCAAGCCCACGAGAACCUCUCUCCGCGUCCACCAUCAACCUCAACCUUACCCAACCCCACGGCUCUCAAGGGAAAAUCACAUCAGCCAGUGUCCGCCAACCCAUUUGAUGGCGAGCCAGGCGCAUUUAUUGUCGACAAGAACUCCUCAGCAUACAAGCCCAAACAGCCUCUUCCUCCACCCUUCUCUCAACCGAACCAAUCAGGCUCAACUGACCGGGCACCUCAGAACCGACAAGUCUCACUACCUCCUGCAUUUUCCAAUUCUCAUGCCGGUCAUCCUGGUUUUCAGGCUCCUUCACCCAGCCUCCUUCCGACCCCUCAACCCAGUGGACAACGUCAGUCGAGUUGGAUGCCCAGUUUUCCGGCGAAAUAUAUCGUCCCUGGUUCGAGUACCUCUAAUCCGACUAACCUAGUCUCGACAGCAGUCAAAUCUAAAGAUUAUGCCUUGAUGAGAUCUCCCAGUCUGAACAGUCCUUCAAAACAAAACACCACUUCAGCUGUACCUUUCAAAACUGAGGAGGAUGAGGAUCGUGACUUGGGUACAGAAUACGUCGUCGUCGAGAAGGGGUCGGUGGAGAUUAAUGCCAUGGUGGAUGGUUUAUCUUCAUCACCACAGAAGCCGAUGAGCUUGGGUCGACGAAUGUCACGUGGUUUCAUGGCGGCAAAGCCAACACUAACGGGCUUGAGUUCUUCGCCACAUCGGACGACUUCGAGUGGCUCUCCUCCGCAUUCGUCGUUAGCAACGCAUUCACACAGCUCGCCGGUCUCGUCCUUCCCUCCAAGGCCGCACACGUUGACGGCCUCGCCGAUCCCGACGGGCUCGCAUCCGAUGAAUAUCGCCAACUUCGGUCGUUCCUCGCCCUCCAGUCAAGGUCACUACGGCCCCCACCCUUCGUCCCCUCGAAGCUUCGAUAGCGGCGGGGGCGGGAUUGGCAGUCUCCCAUUGGUCGGCAAGUAUUUCCCUCAGGCUGUUCUUGGCACUUCCAGUCCUUCCGGGCCGGCCGCGCCUAGCCACACAUCCGCCGGUCCGUCUGGCUCUCAAGCCCAACGUCCGCCGUUCACCUUUCCUUCGAGUGCCCUCUCUCGAGCGAUUCUCUCCGCCGGUCCAUUGCAGAUCAAUCAUCAGACGAUCCCAACCCGAAGCAUCGGUGGGCCCUCAACCUCACAGCCUCCUCCACGUUCAUCAGCAUCCAGGAACGGACAUCUUGACCCAGUCGAAUCGCAGCUCUUGGCCGAACUCGAAGAGUUUGCUUGCAAGGCUCUCGUCAUCAUCCACUUCGCCGAUCAGAAGCUCGCGGCUAUCUUGCCUCCUCCGCCUUCUGCCUCAGGCCCUUCUGCAAGCUCGACUUCGAAUCCCGCGCCAUUCUCAGGACCGGUUGGAGCAUUCAUCACCUCAUCACCAUCUUCAUAUCCUUCUUUCGAUCCUUCUACUUCUUCUUCAUCCACUUCUUCUUCCUCUUCCUGCUACGAUCUCCGUCAUUCCUCCACUCUCGAUACUCCCUCCUCCGUCCUCUCUAAACCUCCCUCUGGUCAACUCGCUCCCGCGGCAUCUGCUCUCGCCGCUGGGCAAGCUUUGCUCCUUUAUAUUAAGGCGCUCGCGUUCCUCAAUAAAUCGAUUCGCCACGCUGUCGCGGUCGUCGAUUGGAAAAAACUCGCUGUCGUCGGUGGUGGUGGGAAUGCUCUUAGUUAUGAAACUAGUUGUGCUAUCGAAUGGUUGAGACAUAAGUUCAAUGAGGUGUUUGAUAAGAUUCAGUUCGUCAAAACUAAAGCUAACGGCAAAAGUUUGUUGUCGACUGGUGGGAGAGUCUUAUCUGCUGAUAAAUUGAUUUAUGAUCGAGCAUUAGAAAAAUCCAGGAGUGCGGCAGUGAAUGAGUUAGGUGGGGACUCAAGAUUGAAGGAAUGUGAACUAGAAUACGAAAGUUCGCUGUGGAUGUUGUAUGGCCUAAUGGACGAGCGGAUCAUCCAGACAGACUCGAUAUUCGAGCUGGACCGACCCGUCCUGCACCCCCACUCCCACACUACCCAUCCUCACAGUCAUCCUCAUCCUCAUACGUUGAGACCCAGGAAAGCAGAGGUCCCGGUAUGUGGCGCCGAAGACGAUCUUGUCGACGAUGUUGCGGAUGAACAGGAUCGUGAUAACGAGGAGGAGGAGGAGGACGAUCCGAUCGCUAGUCAACACAAAUUCAUCAAACGCAGUUGUCCGAACAUCAUCCGCUCCAUCCUCGUCCGCUUGGAUUCUUUACGCACUAAACUCAACCAUCCUUCUCCCUCUUCCAUCUCUCACCAUCAUCCUCAUCAUCAUCAUUCGCUGCAUAUCCCUUCUUCUUCGUCGUCUCUUACUACUAACACUAACACUCAUACUCAUGGUACUCCUAAUGUUACUGGUAGUGGGAGUGGCGGUGGGAGUGGACCACUUCUUUCUUCGUCCGGAGUCGAUGCAAAUGGGUCUGCUGUCUUUAAAUAAAUCACUCUCACUUAACACACUUACACACACAAAAAAAAAAAAUGUUCAUCGAAAAUCGGGUGUCGUUGUUGGGUUUGGUCUAGUUUCAUUGGAAUUCAAUUCAAGUCGGUCUACCCAUUUCUUCAAUUACUUCUCUCUCUCUCUCUGUUCUAUCCCUGUAUUAUCAUUUUUACUUUAUUUUUCAAAAAACAGAACAAAGGUUGGAUGCUCUUAUUCUUAAACGCAUGCCAUUUUUUUUCUCAUUUCUUUCUGUAUCUCUUUAUCACCUCUUGACAAUUCCUAUUCUUAUUCUGUCACCACCCUUAUCUUUUACAAGCUUUUUUUAAUCGUUUCUUCCUGUCCAUAACUUGUUCUCUUUCUUGUCUCCUUCCCUCUUUCUUUGUCCCCUUCUCUUUUUCUCAAUCAUCAUCAUCAUCAUCAUUCCCUGACCUAUCCAUGAAUUUUUCUUUCUUUUUUUCUUCUUCCUUAUUGCUGUUGUACUACUGAGUUUGUUGUUGUUGUUGUUGAGUAGGCUUGAAAGUAAUAAUCUAUCAUCAAUCAUUGUAUGUGUAUGUAUAAGUCUUACCCCCUUUUUUUGGUUGUUGUUGUUACACAUCUACACUUUGUAUGUUGUAUGUACAGAUGACAUAAACAUCGUUGUUAACAGCAACAAAAAACUUGACAACAAUGAAAAAAA